Molecule: messenger RNA, 847 nt
Organism: Macadamia integrifolia
Lineage: Eukaryota; Viridiplantae; Streptophyta; Magnoliopsida; Proteales; Proteaceae
Product: S-protein homolog 5-like
Exons: 2
Coding region: 52-477 (141 amino acids)
Source: RefSeq, a predicted model, not a curated record
GGAGACCUGUGUUUGUGAAUCACAACCAAAUUAGCCUAGAGAAGAAGCAAGAUGAAUUGUUCUAGUAUUAUAAGUAAGCACAGGGUGAAGCUAUUAAUUCUGAUCAUAUGGGUGAGUGAGUUCUCAUCUAUUACUGCUGUGGAUGCUAAGAGACAUGUUCGAAUAAUAAACGAAUUGGGUGAAGGUUAUGUACUGACGAUCCAUUGCAAAUCAAGGGAUGAUGAUUUGGGUGUCCAUUACCUUCCCCAUAAUGAGUAUUUUGACUGGCGUUUCAAUGACAACAUUUGGGGAAGUACACUUUUCUUUUGCCACUUUCAAUGGAGAGAUGCAGAUGUGUAUUUUGAUAUUUAUGAUGCAACAAGAGAUCGACUUCGUUGUUCUCUGUGCUGGUGGUCUGCGAGGAUUGAUGCUCUUUAUUCUGUGGACUACAAUACUGGUGCAGCUGAAGCUUGGCUUCAUUGGCAUGGGAUCAGGUAACAAAGACGCCACUCCUCCAAGGAGCUCUCAAGGGCGGGUUGUACCAUUUGCAAAAUCUCCACUCCAUCAAUAAACAACCUCAAAAAGCAGCCCAUAUUGGUGAAACAGUCUCUUCAGAUGCUUGGUAUGCUGGGUUGGGCCAUCCACACUCUCACACUAUUCGCUCUAUUAUUAAUUCUCAGUCAUUGCCUUGUUCUGUUUCAGCACUUAAUAAAUGUCCAGCUUGUUACAUGGGCAAAUCUCAUAAAACAGCCCUUCCUCUAAUAGGCACUAUUAGUCAUGAACCUCUUGAUUUAGUUUUUACAGAUGUAUGGGGUCCUGCAUAUCAAACUUCCAGUACUUCUCAUAAUUAUUUCAUUAUAUUUGUGGA